Molecule: messenger RNA, 894 nt
Organism: Wickerhamiella sorbophila
Lineage: Eukaryota; Fungi; Ascomycota; Dipodascomycetes; Dipodascales; Trichomonascaceae
Product: putative 3-hydroxybutyryl-CoA dehydrogenase
Exons: 1
Coding region: 1-894 (297 amino acids)
Biological process (GO): fatty acid metabolic process
Molecular function (GO): NAD+ binding; oxidoreductase activity, acting on the CH-OH group of donors, NAD or NADP as acceptor
Source: RefSeq, a predicted model, not a curated record
AUGUACUUGCGUCGAUUGUACUCUACAGGUCUCCCCAAGUCUUUGACGGUCAUUGGUGCUGGUCAGAUGGGCGUUGGCAUUGCCUAUGUUGCGGCUGCCAACGCCAAAGUUCCCGUCACUUUGAUCGACAACAGCACCCAGUCCUUGGACCGCGGCUCUGCGUUUGUCGACAAGCUGCUGGCGAAAAACGUCUCGAAAAAAAAGUUGACCGAAGAGGACGCCAAGGCGAUCAAGGGCCGUAUCUCUUUGUCUCAGGAUGUUGAGGGUGUUGUUGGCCAGACCGAUAUUGUCAUUGAGGCCGUUCCGGAAAUUCUCGAUCUCAAGCUCAAGAUUUUCGAGAAUCUGGCUAAAAUUGCUCCCCAAAACACAAUUCUCGGCACAAACACAUCCUCGAUCUCUAUCAGCAAGAUUGCUGCCGCUGCCAAAGGUGCCGAGGACCGGGUUAUUGGUAUCCACUUUAUGAACCCUGUUCCCGUCCAACCCGGUGUGGAGAUCAUUCGCGGUUUGCAGACCUCCGACGCUACUCUUGCUACUACCAAUGCAUUUGUCCAGUCCUUGAACAAGAUCACCAGCACUUCCAAUGACGUCCCGGGCUUCCUUGCUAACCGUAUUCUUAUGCCCUACAUCAACGAGGCAAUCAUUGCCUAUGAGACCGGUGUUGGCCAACCUGAGGAUAUCGACAGCAUUAUGAAGAACGGCUGCGCCAUGCCCAUGGGUCCGCUUGCCCUUGCUGACUUUAUCGGCCUUGACACUUGUCUUGCCAUCAUGAAGGUUCUGCACAACGACCUCGGCGACUCCAAGUACCGCCCCUCCGUGCUGUUGGCCAAGAUGGUCGAUGCUGGAUACUAUGGCGUCAAGUCCGGCCGUGGUUUCUACGAUUAUUCCAAGAAAUAG